Molecule: messenger RNA, 1726 nt
Organism: Harmonia axyridis
Lineage: Eukaryota; Metazoa; Arthropoda; Insecta; Coleoptera; Coccinellidae
Product: U2 small nuclear ribonucleoprotein auxiliary factor 35 kDa subunit-related protein 2
Exons: 5
Coding region: 229-1611 (460 amino acids)
Biological process (GO): mRNA splicing, via spliceosome
Cellular component (GO): spliceosomal complex; U2AF complex
Molecular function (GO): metal ion binding; pre-mRNA 3'-splice site binding
Source: RefSeq, a predicted model, not a curated record
CUGAAUGUUUUAUCAAAGUUUUAUUAUGGAUAUGAGUUAUAUUUGAAAAAUAAUAAUUUUGCGAUUUUUUUAUGUUGUGAACUGACAAAACAUUUAUUUUCCUAGUUCUAUAUUAAGGAAGCUGAACUAUAUUUCAAAUUAAUAUUUGAUUAUUACAGACUUUUAUACUAAGGAAUUAUUUCCAUUUCACUUGAAAUGUGAACACCUUAUAAUUAUUGCUCUUUUUAAAUGGGGAAACAUGCACAAUGGAGAAGAAUAGCAAAAAAAUUGAGACGAAAACGAAUACGUCAAAAAAAUGCACAGGAAAGAGAUUUAAUUGAAAAAAGAGUGCAGUUAGAAAAUGAAAAAUCACCAAGUUUUCGUGAACGGUUAGAAAAUGAAGAAAAAGCUGAAAUACUUCGAUUACAAGAAGAGCAGAGAAUUCAAGAUGAAUUAGAAGCAAAAUGGCUUGAAACAGAACGGAUCGCUCAAAUAGAAUGGAAGGAACUGCAGAUUAAAUUGGAGCAAUUCAAAAAGGAGAGAGCUAGACAAAAUGCCAAAAUAAGAGAAGAAUUUGAAUUAGAGAAGAAAAAGUUGAGGGAAGCAGAGGAAACCAGAAAAAAAGAAAUUGAGGAAAAAAUUAAACAACAAGAAUUGUUGCAAAAAGAAAUAGAUAAUUUUGCUAAUUAUGGAGGAGAAGUUCCAGAGCAUUUAAAAACUGAUUUGCAUUCUAAUCCUGGGAAGACAAUUUGUCCAUUUUUUCAUAAAACAUCGGCUUGUAGAUUUGGUGAUACAUGUUCAAGAAAUCACGUUCGACCAGGAAUCAGUAGAAUAAUAUUGAUUCAAAAUUUUUAUUCACAUUACUGUCUUGAACAAACCGAAAAUGAACAUGGAAACAGUGCACUAGAAUUCGAAAAUAAUGAGCUUUAUUCACAUUUCAAAAACUUUUUUUACGACAUAGUACCUGAGAUAGAAAAGUUCGGUAAUAUUAAGCAAGUUGUCGUGUGCUGUAACACUGAAAUCCACCUAAGAGGCAAUGUUUAUGUGGAAUAUAGUUCUGAGAGAGAAGCACUAGUAGGUUUGAAAUCGCUGAAUGGAAGAUGGUAUGCGGGAAAACAACUGAGUGUGCAGUUUUCUUCUAUAUCCUCCUGGAAAAUGGCUAUUUGCGGCUUACACCAUAUAAAUAAAUGCCCUAAAGGAGGUUGUUGCAAUUUUAUCCAUAGAUUCUUGAACCCAAAACAAUUAUACAGUGGAUUCAAUGAGAGAUUUCGAAGAUCUCCUUCAAGGACAGAAUCUCAGAUCAGUGCAAGAAGAGAUUGGAGAUGGUCAGAAUCUCCAGAGCAUGAAAAUGGUAAUUCGGAUUGGGAAGAUACGGCUCAUUCCAAUAAUGCAUCUGUUUCUGAAGAGAAUGAAAGAAAAGUACAUAGUAGAAGAGAAUAUUCAUCUGAAAGAGGUUCCCGCAGAUCCCAAAGGGAUUUUUCUAAUACAAGAAAAAAACGUAAAAGAUCACAUUCGCGGUCUAGAAGAAGAAAAAGAAGUGAAAAAUCAUACAACGGAAAUCAUGAAGAAAGAAGGGAUAAUUCAAGUGGAAAAAGAAAACCCAGAAGUCGUAGAAGAGAUACUUCAAGCUGAUUCAAUUCAAAUUUAAACUAUAUACAUUUUUUAAAUGUUAGUAUCAAUUCAUAAAACAGAAUGUUGUAAAUAUAUGUAUAAUGAAGUAUAUCAUAAGAAAUUAUGAAUAAAGAAA